AUGUCCUGUCCCGCUCGUCUGUACCCUUUGCGCAAACCUCAAAAUCACCGUGUGCCUAUCCCUAGAUGGAAACUCAGUCUGCCAGAUCAUAUCGAACAUGUCUUUAUAUCCUAUGUUGGUGUCGAGCAACACGAAGAUAGUGAUAUAGCUACUCGAGCGAGAGAAGAAGCUGUCUCUACUAUUCAACACUGGUUCGAACAGAGUGGCGCGCCAGAGGCGGUGGAGUGUUUCACCACGAUAGAUAAUUACAGUCGUACUGGUGCUACUGUAUGGGUCUACUAUUGGAGUGAUCGAAGGCGGCUUGACCGUGUCGUUGGAUCGUUGAACCUCAAGGAUAUACAUCAAGGAGUCUCCACCGCCGGUCGCCCACUAAUCGGCUUGUGGCACGAAUUCUUCAUAGCAUCAGUAUCGCGCCUGGAGACCAACUACUCUGGUCUCGAUUAUCUCCCCGGCCUAGCGAGGUUACCAGAAGCUAGCACCGAAGAACACAAUCUCUCAACGUACUGGGGUGCGGCUCGAGAUCGCAUACCCGAUUCAGCCCACGACCUUUUCCCGCGAGCUGCCGACUUGCCGCGUCCUGACCCAAUCCCAAAUGGUGUUGGCCAACACCUCAGGGGCACCAACCAUGCGAACAUGGUCCACAUCCGUUCCGGACAGUACUGGGAGAAUUGCGGUAAAGAGGAAGCAGAUUCGUAUGAGCAGAAGCUGGAGCCGACUCUGAAGCAAGGCCUUAGAUACUUGCACGAGAAUUCAGCGGAGACUGGGGCACUCAGUAUCCAAUAUCUCCAGAAUGAGGACCUAACUUCCAAUGACAGCGGCAGUAACAAGGAGCCGCGUAAAGAAUCGUGUGGCGCGGGUUUCUUCGCCAAUUUAGAAGACCUCGAGCACUGGGCUAAGAGCCAUGCGUCGCAUCUAAAGAUCUACGGCGGCGCACUUGCACAUUAUAAAGCAUUCGGUGAUGAGAGAAGGUUUCGUACAUGGCAUGAGGUGUGUGUGAUCAAUGAGGGGGACGCUAUGUUUGAAUAUGUGAAUUGCUUGCCUGAUACAGGAGUUAUCGCAUCCGUACCUCUUACAAGUGUAAAAAUAUAG
Messenger RNA from Alternaria burnsii, 1089 nucleotides. RefSeq lists its product as uncharacterized. Bases 1 to 1089 code for a protein of 362 amino acids. The record is from RefSeq and is a predicted model, not a curated record. Lineage: Eukaryota; Fungi; Ascomycota; Dothideomycetes; Pleosporales; Pleosporaceae. The transcript has a single exon.